GGGUCGCCAGGCGGUGGCGGGAUGGGCGGAGAGGCGGGGUCGGCGACGGCCGUGCAUCCCGGGGGCCGCAUCAAGAGCCUGGGUCUCCUGUUCGAGGAUGAGCGCAAGGGCUGCUACUCCAGCGGCGAGACGGUGGCUGGACACGUGCUGCUGGAGGCGGCCGAGCCGGUGGCCCUGCGCGCGCUGCGUCUGGAGGCCCAGGGCCGUGCCACCGCCGCCUGGGGCCCGAGCGCUGGCGCCAGGGUCUCGGCCAGCGGCGCGGCCGCGGCUGCCACCUCCGAGGUGGAGUACUUGAACGUACGCUUGAGCCUGCGUGAACCCCCGGCCGGUGAAGGCAUCAUUUUAUUGCAGCCUGGAAAACAUGAAUUUCCAUUUCGCUUUCAACUUCCAUCUGAACCUCUGGUAACAUCAUUUACUGGGAAAUAUGGCAGUAUUAAGUACUGUGUGAGGGCAGUUUUGGAACGACCCCAGGUACCAGAUCAGAGUGUGAGACGGGAACUCCAGGUAGUUAGUCAUGUGGAUGUCAACACACCAGCAUUACUGACCCCUGUACUGAAAACUCAAGAGAAAAUGGUUGGCUGUUGGUUUUUCACUUCGGGUCCAGUCUCACUGAGUGCCAAAAUUGAAAGAAAGGGCUACUGCAAUGGAGAGGCUAUCCCCAUCUAUGCAGAAAUAGAGAAUUGUUCUUCUCGUCUGAUUGUUCCCAAGGCAGCUAUAUUCCAAACCCAGACAUACCUGGCUAGUGGGAAAACGAAGACAGUCCGUCAUAUGGUAGCCAACGUGCGAGGAAACCACAUUGCUUCUGGAAGCACAGACACAUGGAAUGGGAAGACACUAAAAAUUCCACCUGUUUCUCCAUCCAUCCUGGACUGCUGCAUUAUCAGAGUGGACUAUUCCUUAGCUGUAUAUAUACACAUUCCUGGUGCUAAAAAGUUGAUGCUGGAGCUGCCAUUAGUGAUUGGUACAAUCCCAUAUAAUGGCUUUGGCAGCAGAAACUGCAAUGUCACUAGUCAGUUCAGCAUGGACAUGAGCUGGUUGGCCCUGACCCUGCCAGAACAACCUGAAGCACCACCAAAUUACGCAGAUGUGGUAUCUGAGGAGGAAUUUUCUAGACACAUUCCUCCUUACCCUCAUCCCCCUGACUGUGAGAGUGAAGCGUGCUACCCUAUGUUUGCCUGCAUGCAAGAAUUCCGGUUUCAGCCUCCACCUCUUUAUUCAGAGGUUGAUCCACAUCCUGGUGAUGUAGAAGAAACACAGCCUGUUUCCUUCAUUUUCUGAACGCAUCUCAGAAAUCACCUCCUUAUCAAAUCAGAAUGUUGAUUAUUCCCACAUGCCUUUUUGGAGGAAGGAGCAGAGAAUAUAAAUGAACUGCAAGACUAAAGAUGAGAAAUUAAAGAAUACAAGUACUCUAGUGGGCCUACAGGAUGGUUGCACAAAUUUAUAGGAUAGUCACAUGUCCCCUUAAAAAACCUGAGAUGAAGAUGUGAAAGAUAGCAGAAUGUACUUGAAGUGCUGAAGGUUGUGGAGUAAGUAAAGGAACGCUUGUGCUGUUGAAGAGAAAGGAAUCGUAGUGUGUGGAGAUGUUAUGUGAGCAUGCCUUUGCAAGGGUUUCCACACUGGUAAACAAGUGACCUGAACUGAGGUCUAUGUGUGCUUAUUGGGAAAAGACUUGAUUGAGGGAACAAGAUGGCAUUGAAGUGAAUGUUAAUAAGAAAGUGGCCUACUCUAAAUAUAAGUGAGACCCUUACGUUUCAGGGUCUUCGUGAUUUUUUACCAUGUUAUUGUAUGAAGGACCAAAGUCCUUGAAAGUGUGCUUUCUUGACAUCUUGUGCAGUCCUAACAGAGUGAUAGUUUUCACUCUUACUAGGAGGCUGAAAUAUACCUUAGAAAUUGACUACACGGUAUUGGGAAACCUAGAAGGAGUUCUUUAAAAUGGUACCACAAGAUAAAAAAAAAGAAUUUUCACAUGAAAAUGUUUUGUUGAAAGCUAUACUUUUUACCACCUUUAAGUACUUUUACAGGACAUAUGUUUGAUUUUCUUCAUAUCUUAUUCACCUAGGCACAUUAGAAUAAGAAAGGUUGGGGUUGGAAUUACACUUUUAGCCUUGCUACCUACACACAAAGCAUUUUCUUAACCUACCUCUACUGGAGUUACUGGACCAGUUUCCAAAAGUACAGGCUUGAUAGACCUUUGGAGUUUGUGCUGUUUACAGUAGUAGACUUCUCAUACCUGUCACUAACUUGGAAACUCAGCUAAGGGAAAAUUCUGUGAGCUUAUCAUGAAAUAUGAUUAUCUAAGAAUACUAUAAAACUAAAUUAAAAUUGAAAGAUGAUAGGAAUACCAUUUCUUUACCAAAACCUAACUUAAUUCCAUCAGGAGGCUUAAGUGGAUGGAUGACAGUCACUGUGUUACUUUUUUAUUCCAAUUAUUUAGUAAUUCCAUUUAAGCUGUGAUUUUUUUUAUUGUUUUGGUGCAAUACUUUGUUGUCAUUGAACCUCAGGAUAUUUUGACCAACAGGAUUGUGCAGCUGCUGGGAGUUUUCAGUGGUGUUUUCACUGUCCCCUCCCCACAUGUUCAUGGUCACACAAUCACUUCCUUUGCCUCCAGUCUGCUGGUUCUUUGAGCUGAGAAUAUUUCUGAGGUGAGGUGGAAGGGAGAUUGGGAUUCCAACGAAAGAGAUUUGGACCAGCUGAAUCCUAAGGGUUUGAUCUAGAAACCCUGGUGCUUCCCAAGCAGAAUGCUGUCCUUCAUUCAGCAGAAUGACAACUUUAUCUUUCAAUCAGUAAGUUCACUUAGAUAGAGGAAAAUUCUUCCAUGGUUAAUUUUAUAUUUAAAAAUUAGCAGGGCAUUUGAUAAGGGAUUUUUUACAAACAUUAGACAAAUAUAUGCUUAUACCCCUUUGAGCAUACCUUUCUCUCCUGUGAUGGUGUAAGCAUCAAAUGUGUGUUUCCUCAUAAACCACUGUUUAAACUCAUGUCAGAUGAUUUUUGCCAGUAAUUGUGUUACAGGAAUUGUUAUAGAACUUUCCUUACUUUCUGUUUUAGAGGGUUGUUUUUUUUUUUAAUUUUGCUUUGUGUUGGAUGUGUAUAACAAGUAUUUGUGUUUAAAUGCUGUGGAAAGAGAUUCUGGUUUUACUUUAGAAAAGAUGACCUGUUAUUUAUUGACUUCCAGGCUGUAGUUUAUGUGCUAUGUCAAGACAUAGACCAUCUCUACAAAACACAAAGAGAAAGAAACCAUUAGUAUGGACAGAGAGAAAGGUGAACUACUUGACCUGUCUCCUAUAGAAAAGCCAUCACAGUAGGAUCAAUUAGAGAAAUCAUGAAAUUCCUCUGCAGAAGUGAGAGCUAGCUGCAGCAUUUCAGAGACUAGCACAGAGUUGUGACUUGAUAUGGGGUCUGUCUGACUUCAUGUAAAUAAUGAUGAUAACAUUUUAUGAAUGUAGAAAACAACAUUGCUAAAGAGAAAACCUGCAGAUAAAGAUAAAAUAUAGCUGCUAUUACUGCCUGUUUAUUUCCCUCUUGUCUUAUUUAAUUUAGGCAAAAAAAUGUGGCCUUAGAAUUUUUGUUUUAUGCAAAAAAAAGCAAUUAAAAGUGUGCAAUUUUUUUACACACAAAAAUCCUUCUUGAGCAAAACUUUACUUUUUGUGUUUUUGUUUUGCACAAUAAGAAACUCAGUAGGCAAAGUUAUGUUUUGGAUAAGUUAA
This is a messenger RNA of Jaculus jaculus (lesser Egyptian jerboa), 3704 nucleotides long. It is a transcript of the gene Arrdc4, whose product is annotated as arrestin domain containing 4. NCBI's taxonomy places the organism in Eukaryota, Metazoa, Chordata, Mammalia, Rodentia, Dipodidae. Gene Ontology annotation, molecular function: ubiquitin-like ligase-substrate adaptor activity. Gene Ontology annotation, biological process: protein transport. Gene Ontology annotation, cellular component: cytoplasm; plasma membrane. The transcript is spliced from 8 exons. Bases 22 to 1278 code for a protein of 418 amino acids. The record is from RefSeq and is a predicted model, not a curated record.